CCCUUUGGCCGCAGAGCUGCCGGAGCAGCCAGCGCCUGGCCAGAGCCUCCGCGGGGAUCCAGGGACGGGACAGACAGAGAUAGGUCGAGAGCGCCGGGUGCGGGAUGGCUGCGUCCCCGGCGGGGUCGGUGGUGAGCGCCGGGCUGGAUGAGAGUCCCACGGGGCUGAGCCCAGCCCCUGGGAAGGAGCUGAGCCCGGUGCUGCUGUGCAAGGUGUGCGGGGACACCAGCAGUGGGAAGCACUACGGCAUCUAUGCCUGCAACGGCUGCAGCGGCUUCUUCAAGCGCAGCGUCCGCAGGAAGCUCAUCUACAGGUGCCAGGCAGGGACAGGGCUGUGCCCAGUGGACAAGGCUCACCGCAACCAAUGCCAGGCUUGUCGGCUCAAGAAGUGCCUGCAGGCUGGCAUGAACAAGGACGCUGUGCAAAACGAGCGCCAGCCCCGCAGCACAGCCCAGGUCCAGCUGGACAGCAUCCAGCUGGAUGCUGAGCUGCCCCCUGAGCACGUGGCCACCACAUGUGAGGUCCCCCCAUCACCCUGUCCGGCUCCUCAUGGUCCUGGUGCCACUGUCACCCCGCGUCCCCGAGCACCCACACCACCCACCAACCAUCGCUUCAUGGCCAGCCUGAUGACGGCCGAGACCUGCGCCAAGCUGGAGCCCGAGGACGCUGAUGAGACGGUGGAUGUGACAGGCGGUGAGCCGGAGCGGGCAGCCGGCGAGUACCAGGUGGCGCCGUACCCGGCAGCCAGCCCUGAAAACAUCUAUGAGACCUCAGCGCGUCUCCUCUUCAUGGCGGUGAAAUGGGCCAAGAACCUGCCCGUCUUCUCCAACCUGCCCUUCCGUGACCAGGUGAUCCUGCUGGAGGAAGCAUGGAGUGAGCUAUUCCUGCUCUGUGCUAUCCAGUGGUCCAUGCCCCUGGAGAGCUGCCCACUCCUGGCUGUCCCUGAGCCGGGCCCUGGGAAGCUGCUGCCGGCCACCCUGGACGUGCGGGUGCUGCAGGAGACCCUCGGCCGCUUCAAGGCGUUGGCUGUUGACCCCACGGAAUUUGCCUGCAUGAAGGCCGUGGUGCUCUUCAAACCAGAGACCCGUGGCCUGAAGGACCCUGAGCAGGUGGAGAACCUGCAGGACCAGUCACAGGUGAUGCUGGGCCAGCACAACCGUUCCCACUACCCCGGGCAACCCGUCAGGUUUGGGAAGCUGCUGCUGCUCCUCCCAGCGUUGCGCUUCAUCUCCUCGGAGCGCGUGGAGCUGCUCUUCUUCCGCCGCACCAUCGGCAACACCCCCAUGGAGAAGCUGCUGUGUGACAUGUUCAAGAACUGAACCCCCCUCCCACUGUCACCUGGCUUGUUUGUCACCCUGCGCUGGCACCCUGUCACCCCCAGCCUGGGGCUCCUCAGCCUGGGCUUGGAAGGUGCCCACGGUCCCACCUCUGGGGCAAUGUCCAGGACCAUGGAAUGCU
Molecule: messenger RNA, 1458 nt
Organism: Haemorhous mexicanus (house finch)
Lineage: Eukaryota; Metazoa; Chordata; Aves; Passeriformes; Fringillidae
Gene: NR2E3
Product: nuclear receptor subfamily 2 group E member 3
Exons: 8
Coding region: 105-1319 (404 amino acids)
Biological process (GO): anatomical structure development; cell differentiation; negative regulation of transcription by RNA polymerase II
Molecular function (GO): RNA polymerase II cis-regulatory region sequence-specific DNA binding; zinc ion binding; nuclear receptor activity
Source: RefSeq, a predicted model, not a curated record